Homarus americanus (American lobster) is the source of this 7929-nucleotide messenger RNA. It is a transcript of the gene Marf1, whose product is annotated as meiosis regulator and mRNA stability factor 1-like. Gene Ontology annotation, cellular component: peroxisome; cytoplasm. NCBI's taxonomy places the organism in Eukaryota, Metazoa, Arthropoda, Malacostraca, Decapoda, Nephropidae. The coding region runs from base 390 to 5951 and encodes 1853 amino acids. Gene Ontology annotation, biological process: post-transcriptional gene silencing. Gene Ontology annotation, molecular function: RNA nuclease activity; mRNA base-pairing post-transcriptional repressor activity; CCR4-NOT complex binding. The record is from RefSeq and is a predicted model, not a curated record. The transcript has 25 exons.
AGGUCUGACAAAAAAAGUUCUAUCAUGAUUGGCAAAACUGGUAGUGUUAAGGUGUUUAAUCAUCAUCAGAAGUAAGCUGGAGUGCCUAAUCUUCACAUGAUCCAUAUCUCCUGCCAAAUAUGAAUUGGAAAAAGAUUAAGUACUGGGUAUUAAUUGUUUCUGCAAGGAUAAAUCCAACAUAAAGUGUACAAUAACUACAAGAUAGAUACUGUAUAGUUAUCACUACAAAGAGGCAUUUUGGAGGAAAAUAUAGGUGAGAGACCUAAGAUGAAAUCCAGAGAAACUGUGGGAAGAUGCUACUUGUUGAGAGUUGGUGUGAAGAAUGUGGAGUAUAUAUUGCCUGAAGAAGAUUCCAGAAUGAAAGAUUCUGAUACACAGAAAAAUUUAUUAUGAGAGGGCUAAUACAAGCUUUUGGAGCCAAUAAUGAUUUCCCAGAAGUUUUACCAUCUCCACCGAGUCCUUCUUCAGUGAAAGCACUUCUUGGGCCUGCAGAUUUCUCAUCAUCAGAGGAAGAUUUUGAAAAAUAUGACACUUCUAAUUUUUCCAUUGAUACAAAUAAUUUUAAUAACUUUAGUAAUAACUUUACUAAGAUAAGCGGACAGUUCACAGCGUCAUCUGUGGGCCGUCUACUGUAUAGUCCAAGCAGUAGUAGUUCUUCUGUGUCAGUGACACAUUCUGAACUACAUGGUGCUGGUGAAUACCUCCUUUGUUCUCAGAAGACGGUAAAAAAAGACGAUCAGAAUCUUUAUCCAGUAGUAGAAAUUAUGGAUGGAAAAGAGGUUGUGACAAUAACCACUUCUAAUACAGUUUCAACAAGAAGCUCUUUGUCAACAUCCAAGCAAGGAUCCAAAUCAAAUAGUUCUGUUGUUACUUAUGUAGGAAAGAAUGGUGCUGGCAGUAUGUCUGGUAAUCAAAGAAAGAAUUUAGAUCCCAUAAAGGCAAAGUCUGAUAUUAAUAUUGUUUCUACAUUUGUAGGAAACGAGUUGUCGCAGUUAUUGCCACCAGAAAUAUUUGCACCAACACCUCCGUGUUCAAGUAGUGGUGCUUCAUCCACUGAAUUUUGUACUAAUACAGAAUUACCUUUGGUUAACACAAGGUAUGCUCAAGAGGAAGAAAUGCAAAGAAGGUUAAAUUUCUCUGAACAAGGCACCCUUAAUACAACUUGCUCACAAAUAGUACAAAUGAACUGUAAUAGUUCAGCAUACAAAAAUGACUUAACUAAGUCAGAUAUUCUACUUACUCCAGAUAAAUUUACCUCUGCAUGUUAUAAUGCAGCAGCAAACAAUGAAACUAGAAUGUGCAGCUCAAGUUGUAUGUGUAGAUUGUGUGUGACUAGUGCUCUUGAAGGUGACAAUUUAACAUCUGACUAUGAAGAUGACAUUGAGCAAGAGUUGAAAGACAUUGAGCAGAUUGAAGAAGAGGAAGAAAAGAAAGAAAAAGAAAGACAGACUCAGAAUCAGACAGCUUUAUCUUAUGAUGGUGGACGACUUCCUCCAAUUGGCGUAUUUUGGGAUAUUGAAAACUGUCAGGUACCAAAAGGACUUUCUGCUACCCAUGUGGUCCAGGCAAUAAGAGCACGAUUUUUUAAUGAGCAUCGUGAGGCGGAGUUCAUGUGUGUUUGUGAUACUUUAAAGGAACACUCAAAAAUUCUUGAAGAAUUGAAUGAUGCUCAGGUUAAUGUGAUGCAUGUGGGGAGUACUGUCAAAAAUGCCGCAGAUGAUAAACUCCUCCAAAGUAUGCGACGGUUUGCCGAUAUCCACGGGACUGGUGCUACAAUUGUUCUUAUCUCAGGAGACUCUAACUUCGCUACAGAACUCUAUGAUUUAAGAUACAGAAAAAAUCUGCGUGUAAUACUAGUGCACAAUGCUCAUGCUCAAGACUCACUCAAACUGUGUGCACAUGAGACAGCCUUGUUUUCAGAAGUUACCCAGGAACUACCUCAAAGAACUAAGUCAAAGGGAAGCAAUUUGCGACGUGACAUUUUGGUACGAAACUUGCCAGAAGGAGUCGAUGAAAAUGCGAUCCGCCGUCGUCUUCGCAUACUGUCAGACAACUGUGGUGGCAAGGUGGGACGUGUGCGAGCCAACUGUGCCACCGUAUACUUUCAGACACCUGAGCUGGCGACACGAGCCAAGAAGAGGCUAGAUGGUGAAGACGUUUACGGGAGUAAUAUUUAUUGCAGCUUUGGCAAGAACUUGGACAAGGAAGGAUCUCCAAAAGUUAAAUGUGCUGGAAAAUUCCCUCAGCAUCAAUCUGCACGUGACAAAGAAUCAGAUAUACCAGUGUGUGUGAAGACGGAAGGAUUACAGAUAUUUCCAAACGCCUCGCAACCAGUCAUGGGAGAAGUGGGUGCAACCAGUCUGUCUUGGAGGGUGAAGGACCCCUUGAGUGACUCCCCAUCCUUGCAGCAGCCAUAUUCAGCUUUCAAAAGUUAUGCAAAGACUCCAUCAAUACCUGUCUCUUCAGAACAACCAUAUAAUUCACAGCGAAUGUGGAGAAGCAGCAGUUACAAGUCUCAAAACCAGACCGCUGUUAGCGGUGUAAGUGGAAACUUCUCAGGAUUCUCACGUGACUACAGUUUGCACAAUGGUGAAAAUACUCCAGACUCCACUGCCUCCCAGCCUUUGUACUUAGAUAAAACACCAGACCAGUUCAAAAAAGGCCGUUCCCAGAAAGUGCACUUCAGGACGAGUUCACCACCAAGCUUUUCAUUUAGUAACAAAAUUCCUGAUUCUUAUUCACUUAGCAAUGCUCCCAGAAUGAGGAGUCCAUCCCCUUUACUCUGGAGUGGAGUCAGUCCCAUGAAGCACACAUGGAGUCCUACCACCACCACGGAUGUGCAUAAUCAAGUCCUUUGUGGUUUGAGGGAACUGCACCUGGGGGAGGGAACUACUGUGGAGACAAGCCUGGGAAGUACACCACAAAUACCUGUGGAGUUACAAGUAACUAACUUGGAUCAAAAUAUAGAUGCUCGAGAGAUGAAACGUAUACUUUUCACAGUAUUUCGGGAUCAUGUCAUGGUUUUACAUGUUUCGGUGUUUGUACAAUCAGACGGUAAUUUGGCUGCAUCCUUGCGUGUACCCUCACAACAGGAUGCGCAAUAUGCCAUUUCUCAGUUACACCGCAAAAAGAUUGGUGCCAAAAGAAUCAUCAUAUCAUAUGUCAACCAUAAUCAACCUUCUCCAGAACUGAAGAGGUCAAAAGUUAUUGCUUUGCUCCAGGAAGUUCCUGGGAAGAAACUUCCUCUGUUCAAGUUUCGUGAACUAUACGAAAAGCGUUUCCAUGAGACCAUAGGAGUGUCAGAAAUGUAUAAUAUGAGGGAUAUUGUGACAGUUUCUGACAACAAUGUUGGAAGAAUGGUGUCUCUUCACCCAGAGUUUCGACAUAUACAGUCUCCAGUUUUUACUGAAUCUGCAGAAGAGGACGAUGGUAACAUUUCCAGGUUCUGUAAGGUACAUAGUCUUGGUCCAGAUGAAUCAGUUGGAUGGGCUGAACGUGACCAGAGCACCAGCCUUCCAAAUAUAAACAUGACAUUGCGAGCUCUGGCUGCUAGUAUUCACUCUUUGUUACAGUCUCAUUCUGGUUUUCUUCCACUAGCUAGCUUGGUUGAGUGUUAUAAAGCAGAGAUUGGGCCACUUGAAGAAUAUGAAGAUGGGGUAUCCAUUGAACAUUUGGUUUCAUGUUUACCAGGUGUAUGCAUAUUGACUGCAACAACUGGAUUCAAAUACAUUCAGUGGUUAGAGAACAAAGUGAUCGAUGAGGCAGAAGAGUUGGCCCGGUGUGUGAGUCCUCCUCUAGUAGGUCAGUUAGCACUUUUUUCACGUGAACUUGUGGACCUCCUCAAAACUUUUCCACACUGCCGUCUUCCUUUUUCUCGCUUCAUACCUGCUUAUCACCACCACUUUGGACGACAGUGCAGGGUUGCUGACUAUGGAUUUACAAAGCUUGCUGACCUCUUUGAUGCUCUACCUCAUGUCAUCCAAGUAUUAGGAGAUGGAAACAAACGUAUACUCACACUAGCACACAAAGCCCAGAUUAAACGUUUCUCGUCAGAUCUCUUAAGAGUACUAAAGGGUCAGCCGACUAAAUCCAUAACUCUGGAAGCAUUUCCUGUUGCUUAUGAGAAGGCUCUCACUAGACCAUGGAGCAUCAUUGAUUAUGGUGUGUGUGAUGUAGAAGACCUUUUAGUAGAAGUCAGUGAAACUACUGUGAUAGUCACUAGAUCUGGGACUGAAACUACAAUAGCCAUUCCCAAGAGGGAACAGACUCCCGAAGAAAUGGAAAGAACUCGCCAGUUUGCUGCAGAAGUUGUUGAGCUACUGCGUCAUUCUCCUCAGUGCAAGAUGCAGUUUAACAGAUUUAUUCCUGCAUAUCACCAUCACUUUGGAAGACAGUGUAGGGUGGCAGAUUAUGGCUUCAGCAAGUUGAUUGAGCUCUUUGAAGCCAUUCCUGAUAUUUUGCAGGCUUAUGAUGAUGAGGAAGAUGGUGAAAAGCAUUUGCAGCUUGUGGAACGGGAGCGUGUGAGGGUGUUGGGUGAUCAGGUUGCGGUUGUUGUUAGAGGUGCUCCACGCCAAGCAAUUAGACUCUCUGCGCUGACUCAAGUGUUUACACGUUACUAUGGGUAUUCCCUCAAACCCAAUCAUUAUGGAUCAAAUUCUUUAGAGGAAUUAAUGGGAAAACUAAGGAAUCACGUAAAGAUGGUGGAGGCAGGAGAUGAGCCAAUAGUGACUCUGGUGGACCGUGGAUAUGUCCAUGAUGUAAUGCUAAGGUCGAGACAACUUCUGUGGGAUGACCCUUCCUGUUGUUACCCAUUAGACAAGUUUGUGCAGAUGUAUACUGAUCGAUACAAUCAUCCUCCAAGUUUAGAGAUCAUAAAACGGGAUUUAGAAGAAGUGUUAACUAUUGAAGGAGAAGGGAAUGAUGCCAAAAUAAGCCUUGUGCCACUGCAGAUAUUUGCACGGGAUCUAUUGACCCUGCUUCAUGAAGCUGGAGGUCGCAUGCUGCUCUUGAAUUUUGACACGGCAUAUCUUGACAGAUACGGUGUUGCAUGCCGUCCAGCAGCAUAUGGCUUUCCCAAUAUUGUUGCUCUCGUUCAGGCUUUAGGAGACCUGGUGACAGUCCGGGGUCGUGGAACAAAGAGGAUUCUUGUCCUUCAUCGUGACACUGCUUCAUCACCACCAGUCAAUAACACCACUCCUAAUAGCACAAAUCUGUAUGGUCAUAAUACAGAUCGAAUAAAUGAAAACGGUGAAGCAAAGCCACCUCCAGCUUCCCAGCUACCUCCACUACACAAGAUAACAUCACCUCCACCCUGUAACUACCAGCACUACAUACAAGAACCAAACACUAAUGGUCACCUAGUGAUGAGUGUGAAUCCUCCAACAUCUCACCAGUCAUAUCAACCAUCACCACCUGUUGUGUAUCCAGGGUCUCCUGCACCAACAGGAGGUUCUGUGAUGUGGGGUCAGAUGUGGUCACCACAGUACCCAGUUAUGCCACCUUUGUCACCUGCACAUUACAUGGUACCAACUAUUCCAAUGAGUUGGGGAAGUGUAGCAGCCUCCCCUGUUGGUGCCAUUACUUCUACCAGCCCCCCUGCCCCACUGGUAGGCACCAUGGCACCCCCAGUCUCCAUACAUAUGCUUGAUGAACUCUCCAAGCAGGAAAGCAAGGGAGCUGAAGAUUAUACUACACCUCCAAGUGCUAGUGAAUUGCCAUCUCCAGAGCUGUUUACACAGAUGUCUGCAUCAGAGUCGGCACCUGCCAGUGCACCCACCUGUGGUGAUACACAAAUGGUAAACCCCCCCGUUUGUGGAGAGGAGGAAGCUGAUGAUACUUGGUCCAGUUGCAACAGUGAUCUUUCCAAAUUUGAUACUGCCAAUACGUCCACUCCAACUGCUCGUAAACUUCGCACUAAGAGACGGAUAGCUGCUCAAUUUACUUCAAAUUAAGCGGUCAUCUGUAAGGACAAAUCCCUAGACUAAGUAUUAAUGUAUUUUGUGAUAAUUGUUAGGAUGUUCUUAUGGUGGGUAGUGAUACAAAGUUGUUGAUUCUUUAAGUUGAGUUAAUCAGAGGUGUAGUAUUGUUAAUAGUUUGAUAAUUUAAGAUAUCCGUCCAUCACUUAUAGUGCAGUACAGUUUAUUGUUUUAUGAAAAUAGAACGGUAUUGGUUGAAUUUGUGAACCUAUAUUUGAUGCUUAUUUAAAGACCGUUAUAUUGAUUUUCAAUAUUUUCUUUUACAUACCUUUAGAUACAAAAAUAAUUAAAUAUUUGUAUAAGAAUAAUCUUUGUUAUUCCAAAACAGAAUAUUUUUGUUACUUUUAAUUGUGUGAAUUGGAAUUUGCUGUUCUUUGAGAACUUUUGUCGAGGCUCAUUUAGUCAUUUCUAAUUACAGUAGACUCAGUGUUUUGUACUUUUGAAUACCACACUUGGGAUAUUUCACAUUUGUGAGGGAACAGAAAUUUAUGUAUUUUAAUAAUUUUUAUAGUUUUAUUAGAAUGUUUUUCAUCCUAGACCACAUAGGUGAAGGAAACUAAUGUAAGUGAAAAAGAUCAUACAGAAAUCGGACCAAAUUGUGAAUCCCAUAUACAGUAUGUUUAAUUGUGAAGUCGAUAAUGAAUUGUUACAAGAACUUAACAUUACGAUACACCUGGUGUGUACUGUGAAGUUACACUACUAUUAAUGUUAUAUAUUUAUCAUACAGGUAUGUGACUGUAGACUUUUCACAGUGGAUUGGGUAUUAUUACUCCUACAGUAUUUUGCAAAAUUGACUUAAAUUAGUGUACUGUUAGAGUUCUUGGUUGUGAGGACUUGGAAAUACUGAGGCUACUGCAAAUAUUGAUAUGUUUGAAUUUUACAAUCUUUAGACUAUUUUGUAUGAUUAAAUUUUUUAUUAUAAAUAAACAAAUUAGGUUAAUGAAAAGUUGUAAAGAAUGUUUGGAUACAGUUUACAUUUAAUGAGAAGCAUUCCUUUACACAAGGGAAUACCUGUACAUCAUUCCCAGUUUGUACUGUAAAGUACAAAGUUAGAGGAAUUAACUGAAAAUUAGAAGGCCUCAAUUUAGAGCCAAUGAGAAGGAUUCAAAGAGUAACAUGAAAAGUCCUUUUCUGAUAUAAAGGUACAGGGUCUCAUUGUUAGCAAUUGUGAUUCCUUUAAUUUUAUUAUAAUAACUUUGUAUGGAUAGAUGUAUUACUUUUUCUUUGUAUAUUUUGGAGUUUGUCAUGUUAAGAAAAAUUUUGUAAAAAGCUUAAAACUCUUUUAAUCCAUGAAGAUAUUUUCUGAGCUUUAAGAAAAUGCCAAGCGAGGCAGAUUCCAAACAAUGAUUGUAAAUUCACUUUUUCUAGGUUAGUUUUGAUUUUUUCCCCAAAGUCAAAUAUCUCAGGAUCUGCUUAUAACUACCACCUGUGAUAUAAAUUUAUUUUAAUUUUUAGGAACUUGAAUAUUAAAUUAAAAUACUGGACAGCCUCUUUUCAUCCAAAUAUAUUUUUGCUAAACACUUGGUUGAUACCCUUGAAUAUUUGCUAGUUAUUUUAAAGUUGAAAUUGUUCCUGACUUUAGUCAGUAAGAUGUGACUGGAAUGGUUUUGGUGAUAAAUGUACCUCAACUGUAUUUUUCUGCUGAAAGUUAUUUUUUUAUUUAGUCUUGAUAUAACCUGACUCCAUACUACCUUCUCGAGGUGUCUCCAGAAGUUAGACAAUAUCCAUUUAUACUACAAAUAUGACAUUUUACAAAAAAAAAAGGUAAUGUUAUUUCAAGUGACUUAAGAAAAGCAUUCGUUAUUUUGAAUAUUAAUGAACUUGUGCUGCUAUUUUGUCAACAUUACUAACCAACUGGUUUGUCAGAGUUUUGUCAAGUGUUGGUUGUGGGUUUCUCAGUUGUUACACUGAAACAUUCCUUGUUGUGGAAGUUGAAAUAAAGAUAAACAUUAAG